Molecule: messenger RNA, 594 nt
Organism: Naegleria gruberi
Lineage: Eukaryota; Heterolobosea; Eutetramitea; Acrasida; Naegleriidae
Exons: 1
Coding region: 1-594 (197 amino acids)
Biological process (GO): nucleocytoplasmic transport; activation of GTPase activity
Cellular component (GO): nucleus; cytosol; perinuclear region of cytoplasm
Molecular function (GO): GTPase activator activity; small GTPase binding
Source: RefSeq, a predicted model, not a curated record
AUGUCCCAAUUGACCAAAUUGAAUCUUUUUAAUAAUUCAAUUGGUGAAGGAGUUCAAUAUUUGACCAAAUUGACCAACUUGACAUUACUAAGUGUGGAUUCAAAUUAUUUAGGAGAUAAAGGAGCUCAAUAUUUGAGUGAAUUAUGCAAUUUAACACAUUUAAAUAUUUCUGGAAAUGUUUUAUCAAGUGAAUCAGGAAAAUAUUUAAGUAAAUUGAAGAAAUUAACAUAUUUGGAUGCUAAUUACAAUAAUUUGGGUGAUGAAGGAGCCAAACAAAUUGGUCAACUAGAAUUAUUGAAACAAUUAUCCAUCACGUACAAUCGUAUUGGAAACGAUGGUGCCAAGUGCCUUUCAAAACUUUCGUUUUUGGAAAUUCUCGAUUUGAGAGAAAAUCAAAUUGGAUUCCAAGGAGCCAGCUCAAUAAGUGAAAUGCGACAUUUGAAAGAGUUGCAAAUUGGAAGAAAUCCCAUCACACAAGAGGGGUUUUUACUUGUGAAAUCAAUGCCCAGUUUAACAUUUCUUGGAUUUAGAUCAUCAACACGGAAUGAAUUACAUGGAGGUAAUGAGGAUGGUUUUGGAAAAUUUCAAUUCUGA